CCAAUCUUUCUCCAUUCUCCCAAACUCUUUUCGGUUUUUCUCUUUCUUUCCCUCUCUCCUUCUCUCUUUCAUAAAAAGAUGGGAAGAAACGAGCUGUACAUUACCGUACCCAAUCUCUUCCGGUGUCCAAUAUCUCUAGACGUCAUGAAGUCUCCGGUAAGUCUCUGCACUGGCGUCACAUAUGAUCGCUCCAGUAUCCAGCACUGGCUCGAUAGUGGACACGACACCUGUCCCGCUACGAUGCAGGUCCUCGACACCAAAGACUUCGUUCCUAAUCUCACUCUCCACCGCCUUAUCAACCUCUGGAAUCAAUCUUCUACUCGCCGGCCUGAUUCCGAAAACUCUCCGGCUGCUGCGACGAUCUCCGACCAGCAAGUUGGGAUUUGGAUUGAGGAAAUUAAGCGUGAAAGAGUGGAAUCGCUGGUGAAGAUUGUGGAGUUCUUGAAUUAUUCAGAGGAGAAUAGUAGAUUUUUGGUGAGAUUUGAUGGUUUUAUUGAUGCAAUUGUUAUUGUUUUAAGCAGAGAAGGAGUAGAAAUUCAGGUUUUGGAGUUGAUUAUUAGGGUUUUGGACUUAAUUUUGGUUCAAAAUGGAAUCAAAGAGAAAGUGCACAGAUUAUUCCUUCAAAAUCAGAAUUGCUUGUCUUCGUUUCUCUCUGUUAUCAAAAAUGGAAAUUCAAAUUCGAAAAUCCAAUCCAUUAGAGUUUUGGGUUCAAUUUCACUCAACAAUGAAUCGAAACGGUUCAUUGCUGAAACACAAAACCUCAUCCCGGUUCUUCUCCAUCUCCUCAAAUCAGAAACCGAUCUACCGGCUUUACACGACACCGUUUUGUCUCUUUUGAUCUCUCUAACCAUAACUCGCUCGAUCAAAACCCAAAUCGUCCAGCUCGGACUCGUUCAGCUCCUCUCAAACACCCUCUCCAACAAAAACGCAGCCAUUUCACUGAUUGAGAAGUGCCUAAAGCUAUUAUCAAUCAUUUCAACAUGCACAGAAGGUCGGGCAGCGAUAAGCGAGGACGCGAAAUGCGCAGGGUGUAUUGUAGAGAGAUUAAUGAAGGUGACAAAAACGGCGACGGAGGAUGCCGUAUUGGUGUUGUGGAGUUUAUGCUGUACGUUCCGGGACGAGAGGGUGCAGGAGAAGGUUAUGGGCAGCAAUGGAUUGACGAAGUUAUUGUUGGUGAUGCAAAGCGAAGGAGAUGGGACUGUGAGAAGGAUGUGCGGAGAAUUGAUUAAGGUAAUGAGAAAUAGGUACAAAAAUGGUGGAAAUGGGAUGGUGGUGAGUUAUGAGACUAAAACUACUCAUAUCAUGCCCUGUUAGAUUUGCAAUUGGAAUAGUGAAAAAAAGAAAAAGAAGUUAAUUUUGAUAAUUUUAGGAAGACAUGAAUUAGGAUUUUGUUGAUAUUAACAUCAAACACAAGGAAAAGAAAGAAAUUCUUUUUUU
Molecule: messenger RNA, 1437 nt
Organism: Jatropha curcas
Lineage: Eukaryota; Viridiplantae; Streptophyta; Magnoliopsida; Malpighiales; Euphorbiaceae
Product: U-box domain-containing protein 28
Biological process (GO): protein ubiquitination
Molecular function (GO): ubiquitin protein ligase activity
Source: RefSeq, a predicted model, not a curated record